UUUGGCUAUUAACAAACAGUUCAAAAUGAUGAAAGAACAAGAGAAGUAUAAAAAGAGGUUUACGAAUAGCCUCAAAAAUCAUAAGAAUAAAUGGAAUUACAUUAAUAAUAGAUUUGAGUCAAAGCCAGUAGUUUCUAAACAUUGAUUGAAACGAAGAUGUGAUAUUCUUAAGAAACAUUAUAUAUCAAACAAGGAAUUGGAGUUUUUGUUUGACCAAGUUACAAGUAAAUCAGGAUACAACAUGUUGAAAGAUGAUAUUUUUAUUAAUCAUUCCUUCAACAGUGAAUAUUUUCUUAUAUUAAGAAAGAAAAAAGAAGCUACUUUCGAACGAGAAGAUAUUGAGGUGGCUGAACAAGUAACGAGUGCUGGUAAGAAUUUUAUGGUAGAUAAUAUUACCACAAAUUUACAAGAGCUAGAAAUUAGAGAACAGGAAAAUAUGCUUCCCUGGCAAGAAAUACUAAAUAAAUUUGUACCGAUUACAAAGCAUGAAUUUCAUAGGGGGUUAAAUAGUGUCAGAGACCUUGAUACUUUAAAGAUAUUUCAUGAUGGAGUUAAGAAAAAAGAUGUGAUCAUAAUGUCUCUUACAGUUACGUAA
Molecule: messenger RNA, 595 nt
Organism: Rhizophagus irregularis DAOM 181602=DAOM 197198
Lineage: Eukaryota; Fungi; Glomeromycota; Glomeromycetes; Glomerales; Glomeraceae
Source: RefSeq, a predicted model, not a curated record